UUCAGUUUUACAAUUUAUUUUUCACUCUUCUAGGGUUGGGUAAAUUGGGAUAGUUGGUUUCCCACACCUAGAAGGGCUCGGGUAAAAAAAAAAAAAUUAGUCUAGAAAGAGGUUUCGGAUAUUAAGGAGGAGGUUGUUUGGCUAUAUGUAAGCGGGCAGCAUUCCUUAAAAAAGGUAUGUAUUUGGAUUUUUCGGGAAUGGUCUGAGGAGACAUUGUUAUUGUUUAUUGUCUAAGGAGACCUUUUGAUUUAUUAACAGAAUUCGUGGUGUUUUUGGAGUUUUUUUUAUUGUCGUGUGAUAGAUUAUGGCAGAGUCAGGGUCCUCGACUGUUAAUUCUCUUGGCUCACGUUUUGUGGGUGGUGGUGCCAUUUUUCCCACCAACUCAUCAGAAAAUCCAGGACUUCAAAACAGUGAAGUUGGAUGGUUCCAACUAUUUGAUUUGGGCACAGUCUGCCAAGAUGUUCAUUGGUGGCAAAGGCAAGAUUGGCUAUAUUACUGGUUCUGAGAAAGAGCCAGCUGAGUCAGCGGAGGCAUAUCCACAAUGGUUUGCAGAUAACGCUAUGGUUAUGUCUUGGCUAGUCAAUUCGAUGCAACCAAACAUAGCUGUUGGCUAUAUGUUUAUGAAGAUUGCUAAGCAGAUUUGGGAUUCAGUUCAACGCACUUAUUCUCAGAGGCAAAAUAAUGCACAAAUUUUCCAGCUGGGGCGAGAUAUCACCAGGAUUUCUCAGGGUGACUUGACAGUUUCAGGUUACAUCACCAAGCUUCGUGCUAUUUAGGAGGAGAUGCCAUAUUAUGAUUCCUUCCACUCUUGGAAGGAUCCAGAUGAUGCAGUUUUAUAUGCAGGAAUUGUGAAGAAGAAUCGAGUGUUUCAGUUUCUUGCCGGGUUGAACGACGAGUUUGAGUAUGCUCGUGUUCAUUUAUUGGGCUUAUCUUUAUUCCCUAUUCUUGAGGAUGCAUACUCCUAUGUGUUGUCAGAUGAGAGCUGCCGGACUCAUCCAUUAGGUGUUGCUUCUGUUGAUCGUUCUGCUAUGGCAGUUCGGGUUCCCAACCUUUCAGGAACUUCACCAUCCCAGUCAGUUCAGAGCACUACCACCGGUCCUCCUCUGGGACGACAACAUGGACGGUGUGACCAUUACGAAAAAAUUGGUCACAUCAAAUCUCGUUGUUAUGCUCUACAUGGACGUCCACCGUAACAGAAAUAACAGCCUCGAUCCUCUGCACAUUCUGUUACACAACCAGUCUCGUUGUCAACUCCGGACAACCCUACCUCUACAUCUUCUGCCACAGUUACCUUGACUCAAGCUGAUUUGGACAAGUUCAAGCAAUUCUUCAACCAAAUGGAGGCAUCAUCUCAACCAACCUCCACUUAUGCCCACUCAGGAUCUGGUGUUGAAACGGACGAUUGGCAGUGGGCGUGAAGUGGACGGUUUAUACCUGUUGGAUACUCCUUUGUCACCUCAAGCACAUUCAGCUUCAUUUUCUAAUAUUAUUUCAUCUAAUAAAGCCCAGCUUAUGCGUUGGCACAUGUGUUUAGGACAUAUUUCUUUUACUUAUUUGAAACAUUUAUUUCCUUCCUUAUUUUGUAACGUGGUAGUGUCAGAUUUAUCCCGUGAAACAUGUCAUAUGGCUAAACAUAUUCGUUCCAAUUAUCCUGCUAGUAGUAAUAAAUCUGCUUUAACACCUUUUGAUCUUGUUCAUUCAGAUGUGUGGGGUCCUUGCCCAGUUACUUCUAGUCUUGGAUUUUGAUAUUUCGUGUUUGUCAUUGAUGAUCAUAGUCGUGUUACUUGGGUAUACACUAUUUUUAAAAAUUUUAUGACAAUGGUUCAGACUCAAUAUGGUCGUACCAUUAAAAAAUUCCGAUCUGACCAGGGUACAGAGUACACUUAUGGGGAGGUACAAUGGUUAUGUACAUAAUUUGGGAUUGAGCAUCAGAUGGCUAAUGUUAAAACUCCUCAACAGAAUGGUCAUUCUGAGAAAAAGAAUCGCUACAUCCUUGACUUAGCCAGAGCAAUCUGCAUUGGCAUGAAUGUUCCCAAGUUGGGGAGAUGUAGUUCUUACCGCUGUUUACAUCAUUAAUAGGAAUCCUUCUAGGAUUCUUAACUUUGCAGCCCCACUCUCAAUCAUACAUCCCAAUUCAUCUCUUUUUUUUUAUUCCUCCGCGAGUCUUCGGGUGUGCGUGCUUUGUUCAGCAGUUGGGGCAGACUCGUACAAAGCUUGACCCCAAGGCUUUGAAGUGUGUGUUUUUGGGCUAUUCUGACUCUCAAAAAGGUUGUAGGUGUUACCAUCCUCCCAGUCGUCGGCGGUUUAUAUCCAUGGAUGUUUUUUUCUUUGAGCAUACACCAUACUAUAGUGGUUCAAUUGGUUCUCAGAGUGAAUGGUUCCCAUUGAAUAUAAUGGAUGAUCACCUUCUUCCGUCUUCAACUCCUCUACCAUUACCUGUUUCUUCUUCUACGAUUCCUCCUCGUGAUACCCCUCCAGCAAGGGGGAAUUGUUCCUUUUUCAUAGGUUUAUAGUCGGAGACAACAGGUACAAGCUUCUACUCCCACGAUCGACUGCCCUGUUCCUUCGGCACCAGCUCUGCCUUCUCAAGCUAUUGUUUCGUUUGAUGAUCGCCCCAUUGCUCUUCGAAAGGGUAAACGUUCUUGUACUUACCCUAUUUCUAAUUUUGUUUCUGAUUAUGCUCUCUCACCCUCCUAUCGGAGUUUUCUUGUUUCUGUUGCCUCGGUUCUUGUUCCUUCUAGUGUUGCAGAUGCACUAGCAUAACCACAACGGCGUAAAGCUAUGAUAGAAGAACUACAAGCACUUGAGAAAAAUUAGACUUGGGACAUGGUUCCACUUCAUAUUGGACGAAAGGCUGUGGGUUGUCGUUGGGUGUUUACAGUUAAGCAUAAUCUAGAUGGGUCAGUUGCUCGUUAAAAGGCCCGAUUGGCUGCUAAGGGUUAUGCUCAGACUUAUGGCAUAGAUUAUCAGGAGACUUUGCCCUUGUUGCCAAGAUGAAUACCAUCCGUGUAUUAUUUUCUGUUGCUGCAAUUUGAUCUUGGCCUUUAUUUUUGUUAGAUGUCAAGAAUGCCUUUCUCAAUAGUGAUUUGCAGGAAGAGGUGUACAUGGUUCCUCCUCCAGGCUUUCGUUCUCCUGCUCAUUUUGGUAUGGUAUGUCGUCUUCGUCGUUUUCUGUAUGGCCUUAAGCAGUCUCCUCGAGCUUAGUCUGAUCGCUUUGACACUGCUAUGCUCAAGUUUGGUUUCCAUCAAAGUGCAGUUGAUCAUACCUUGUUUUUACGUCAUUCAAGCGGUAAGACAGUUGCUCUCAUUGUGUAUGUCGAUGAUAUUGUUCUUAUCGGCGAUGAUACUACCGGAAUUGAUGAGGUUAAGAGCUAUCUUGGCCGUCAGUUUGAGAUUAAAGAUCUUGGUCCCCUACGGUACUUCUUGGGCAUUGAGGUGGCUCGCUCCAAGACUGGCAUUUUCAUCUCUCAACGUAAGUAUGUUCUUGACUUGCUUUCUGCUUCUGGUCAGCUUGGCGCUCGUCCUGCUGAUACUCCGAUUGAGCAGAAUCAUCGGUUGACUGAUUCUGAGGGGGAGUUGUUGUCAAAUAUUGGUCAGUAUCAACGAUUUGUGGGGAAGCUCAUCUAUUUAUCCAUGACUCGACCUGACAUUGCUUAUGCCAUGAGUGUCGUGAGUCAAUUCAUGCACUCUCCUCAUGCCCCUCACCUUGAUGCAGCUAUUCGGACCCUUCGCUACUUAAAAGGGUGUCCAGGCCGUGGUAUUUUGUUUGCCAAUCAUGGUCACUUACGUGUUGAGGCUUGGACAGAUGCUGAUUAUGCAGGAUCAAUUUCAGAUAGGAGGUCUACUUCAGGUUAUUGUACCACUAUUGGUGGUAACUUGGUUACUUGGCGCAGUAAGAAGCGGGAUGUUGUCUCUCGAUCUAGUGCAGAGGUAGAGUAUAGGGCUAUGGCUCUUAGGGUAGGUGAGUUGCUUUGGCUGAAAACCUUGAUGACAGACUUGUGCCUUCCAGUGUCGCUUCCAUUCUCACUCUACUGCGACAACAAGUCUGCCAUUAGCAUAGUAGCAAAUCCUGUUCAACAUGACAGGACUAAGCAUAUAGAGGUGGACCGUCACUUCAUUCGAGAGAAGAUCAUCUCUGGUCAAUUUUGCACUCUAUUUGUCACAAGCUCUCAGUAGCUUGCAAACAUUUUUACAAAGGGCGUCAACAAGAUUGUGUUUGAGAAUACAUUGUCCAAGUUAGGCGUUUCAGAUAUCCACGCACCAACUUGAGGGGGAGUGUUAACAUAUAUGAUACCACGAUUUAUGGUAUGACUUACCAUUAUAGCAGAGAUUUGACUAUACAUAUGUUAGCAUAUAUGUUACUACGAUUUAUGGUAUGACUUACUAUAAUAGCAGAGAUUUGACUAUGCUAUAGAAUAUGUCAUAGAAUAUGCUUUAAAAUAAGUUGUGAUUUGAUUUUGAUUUGAUUUAAUUUCCUUUCUUGUAAUAUGAGCAUGUGCUCAUUUUAUCUAUAAAUACUAGAGCUGUGAAUGAGUAAUUCAUAUCAUUCAAGCCUUUACGCAAUUCUCUUAUUUCUCUUCUUUUUAUAUAUUCUACUGUAAUAAACCUUCUUUAGGCUCCAAGGAUAUAAUAGAUUUUGUUCUUCUUGAUUAGCUUAGUAUUAGGAUUUAUAUAGUUUUAUUCUAUUUAUUUUUUAUUUUUAAAAUAGUAGUCUUCUAUCCUCCUUGUCCUACAUCUUUUAUCUAUGUAGUUGGACAACUUGGGAGCUUUGGGACUUCUUGGGAUAGCUUAAUGCACUUUUCUUAGCUCAAGAAAUCUGCACUGCUAUUACUGUGGGAUCUUUCUUUAUGCUAUCAGCUAUAUUAUCUUUUCCUCUCUACCUUACCAUUCCUUUUGCUUCUUUAGACCUUUUUUUAUAUGGCAUGUGAUGAACUGCUUGACAUAUUAUUGACGUUUGUGAUUUGAUGAAGUUUCACUAUAUUCUUGAUUGCAAUACAAUUUCUCUCCGUUUUCUAGUUUGGAGAUUUUUAGCACACUUGAACGAGUGGUGGUUCUAGACCUUAUUACAGGAAGCUUAAAGGCGUAUCAUUCUUCAGCAAUUUUACCAUAUAUUAUUAAAGGUUAUGGUCCUCUAUUAUAUAUGUUUUUUUUAUAAGGCUCUACAUAAGUUUUGUAUAAGGGAUGCGUUCCCCUCUUGAACGCCUUUUUAAUUCAAUUAUUACUUAUAAAAAAAAAAAAUAAGGCUCUACAUAACUUAGGGGGAAAAAGAUUUGGUAUUAAGAACAAGGAUACAUUUUGAAGUAUUUUCGUACGGUGUUGAAUGAAUUUUGACAAGCUAACCUAUUUCCAGGAAAAAUAACUUUUAUUUGGAAAGAAAGCCACUUUAUCAUGUGUCCAACCUAUGUGCUGGUUACGAAGAACUAGUGUGGCUUUUGUAGAAAUAUUUCCUGAAUUUAGUUGCCCUUAGAUUAAUGGAGUCUAAAUGUUUUUAAAAUGAUCUCCUUCAUGGAUCAAAUAGCUUUUGUCUAGCUACCUUUAAUUGAUAGAGAUUCCCGAGAACACAGGUGCAUUUUUAUAAAUUCAAAUCAAGUUCAGCAUUCAAAAAAAUUUGAGAAUAGACAUUGUUGUCAAAGGCAUCUAGGCUCCAGGCGCAAGACUUGCGCCUGUUGUGUGCCCAGUGGUGCCUUUGACAACAUUGACUUGCGCCUGUUGUGUGCCCAGUGGUGCCUUUGACAACAUUUGCGCUUUUUAUAUGGAAUAUGAAUACUUUAAUACAGUAGUAAUUUAAUAUUCUUCCAUUAUGCGCCUCACUUAACUCAGGCGCUCACCUCACCUGGCGCCUAGGAUCCAGAGGACCUUUAGAGCCUUAGUGCGCCUUGGACCUUUGAUAACACUGAGAACAGAUUGUUAUAUUUGUUUAUUUAUUGCUUUCAUGUGUUUAUCCUUAAUAUUGCUUUUACUUGAAUACGAGAAUUGUUCUGAUGAUCUUAAAAUUGAUUGUUAUUUUUGGUCAAUGCAAAUAUAAAAAAAAUGGGACACUUAUACUCGGCAUAUAUUUAAACAAAUUAAGUUCUCUUUGCUAAUUAUGCCCUAAGAGCUUAUUCUAAUUCUUCUUCUUCUUCUUUUUUUUUUUUUUUUUUUAGUUUAAAUACGUGUUUCCUUGAUUUCUUUUCUGUGAGAAUACAAUGCUUAUUUUGUUGUGUUGCUCACUGGCUUUGUACACCCGAGGAAGUGUUGCAGUAAUAUAUAAACGAUUUAUAUGUGCCCUCAAAACGCAGAAGUAAAACAUGAGUUAUGGAUUUGAGUUAUAAGUUCCAAAACUGGUCUGUAAAUUUGAUUUCAAAUUAUCUUUCUGCCUGCUGGUACUUUUUAGAAACCUAUUUUAAAUGCUUGGUUCGGAU
Messenger RNA from Cornus florida, 6400 nucleotides. RefSeq lists its product as uncharacterized. The record is from RefSeq and is a predicted model, not a curated record. NCBI's taxonomy places the organism in Eukaryota, Viridiplantae, Streptophyta, Magnoliopsida, Cornales, Cornaceae. The transcript is spliced from 2 exons. The coding region runs from base 3225 to 4175 and encodes 316 amino acids.